AUGAUGCAAAGUGCGGCGGUCCUACCGACAGAGAGUCCUGUAAAGAGUUUACCGGAGAUUCUCGGAGUGCCACUGCAACAGAUCCCUCAGUGUGCGGGCUGCAGUCAGCACAUCCUGGACAAGUUCAUCCUGAAGGUGCUGGACAGACACUGGCACUCCAAGUGCCUCAAGUGCGCCGACUGUCAGACCCCGCUGGCGGACAAAUGUUUCUCCCGGGCAGGAGGCGUCUACUGCAAGGAGGAUUUCUUCAAGCGUUUUGGAACAAAAUGUGCAUCAUGCCAACAGGGGAUCCCUCCGACGCAGGUUGUGCGGAAGGCGCAGGACUUUGUGUAUCACCUGCACUGCUUUGCCUGCAUUAUGUGCAGCCGACAGCUGGCCACCGGGGACGAGUUUUACCUCAUGGAGGAUGGGAGGCUGGUGUGCAAGGUGGAUUAUGAGACUGCAAAACAAAACGAUGAUUCGGAGGCGGGGACCAAGCGACCAAGGACCACCAUCACCGCUAAGCAGCUGGAGACCCUCAAAAGUGCCUACAAAAACUCGCCGAAGCCGGCACGCCACGUCAGAGAGCAGCUUUCCUCGGAGACGGGGCUAGACAUGAGAGUAGUGCAGGUUUGGUUCCAGAACCGACGAGCAAAGGAAAAACGUCUGAAGAAGGACGCAGGUCGGCAUCGCUGGACUCAGUUUUAUAAAAGUGUCAAACGCAGCCGAGGAGGAGCCAAAGUGGAGAAGGAAAGCUCAGCUGACGACGCGGGACUCAGCGACAGCGAACUGAGCUUCAGAGACGACCAGGUCCUGUCAGAUCUCGGCCACAGCAAUGGGCUUUAUGGGAGCGUCGGUGACGUGACCAGUAGCGCGGUGCUGAAUGGCGGCUUCUCUGUUGAUGCAGCAGGCCAGCCCUACCACGACAUCCGAGCAGGGAGCCCCUACGGUCUCCCUCAGUCGCCCUCCUCCAUCACCUCUCUGCCCGGCCACACCCCUCUCCUCAACAACCUGGGCUUCAACAUGGACAGUCUGGUGGUGCAAGGGGGGCCGGGUGGGGUGGGGCAGGCUCUGAGGGCCAUGGCAGGGGGCCCCACCUCAGACCUCUCUACGGGCAGCAGUACGGGAUACCCCGACUUCCCCACCAGCCCCGCCUCAUGGCUGGACGAGAUGGACCAUUCCCAGUUUUGA
Xiphias gladius (swordfish) is the source of this 1170-nucleotide messenger RNA. RefSeq names its product LIM homeobox 4 (gene lhx4). Lineage: Eukaryota; Metazoa; Chordata; Actinopteri; Istiophoriformes; Xiphiidae. The transcript has 6 exons. Gene Ontology annotation, biological process: regulation of transcription by RNA polymerase II; neuron differentiation. Bases 1 to 1170 code for a protein of 389 amino acids. Gene Ontology annotation, molecular function: DNA-binding transcription factor activity, RNA polymerase II-specific; RNA polymerase II transcription regulatory region sequence-specific DNA binding. The record is from RefSeq and is a predicted model, not a curated record. Gene Ontology annotation, cellular component: nucleus.